UUACAGCGGAUCAAUUUUCUUCCCGGGCUGAUUUCAACGACGGACCACUUCCGUUUCCGGUUUAGUUGUCAACACAAGCUCAACGCGUGGUUUUGUAGAUAGACAGGAUGCCGAAGACUCAGAAAGGCAAAGCUCCGGAAAAAGUUGUCCAUCCGUUCAGCAGGAAAGCUGCUUAUCUGAACCGGGAGGAGAUCCGACUCAAGAGGAAAGAGAAGAUGAAAAGUGAAAAAGCAACUCGUCUGAGCAACACAGGUGAGAAGCUGCUGUGGUUUCAGAGUCAGCUGGAUCCAAACAAGACGACUUACACCAAGAAAGACGCCUGUGAGAUUGUUGAAAGGUACCUCCACAGAUUCGAUUCAGAACUUGAACAAAUCGAGUUGGUGAACGGGAUCAAGGGCCGACAGGGUCGCCUCCACGGCGCCCGGGAAGCAGCCAUCAAACAGACCAUAGAGCGAGAGCGGGCGCAGUUCGAGGGCGUCGGGUUAGAGAUCCCAGACGUCAUCAACACGAAACAUCUGAAAACAUUCAGAGAUUGGACUGGAGAUCUGAAGAAACUUCCUAAUAUAAAAAUGCGGAAAAUAUCAAGUAAAGCUUUGGACACAAAGACUGAGACGGAGGAAAAAGACGAGGCGGAGCACGAUGGUGGGAACAAUGAUGAUGAUGAUGAAGAUGAAGAUGAUUUGGACGAGGAGCUCGAUGACACAGUGGAGAUGUCAGAGUCCCACUAAGGCUCACCUCUGUCUGCAUCAGAGCUUCUUCUGUGGAGCUGCUCCACCAGACUGGCCAAAUGUGCGCUGGGUGCUGCUGUACCACAAACGUCCAGAAGAUGGUGCUAGACUCUGAGAUUUAACCACAUCAACCUUUUACAUCUCAUGACUCAAUAACUUCACAGCAGCUUUUUACAGGUUCUACAUUCAUUGUUUAUUGCACAGAAAACAAAAAAAAGGUUUUGUUUGUAACCCGCUGCGUUUCCAAUCAGAGCUAUGAAAGGACUUACAGACGUUUGUGGGUUUAAGACAUUUUAAAGUACGUUCUGUGGCUGAACUGUGACACUGGAAAUCACACCUGUAGAAAACUGGACAAGAAUAAACAACUGUCCCAUUUUAA
Fundulus heteroclitus (mummichog) is the source of this 1107-nucleotide messenger RNA. It is a transcript of the gene tma16, whose product is annotated as translation machinery associated 16 homolog. The record is from RefSeq and is a predicted model, not a curated record. Bases 108 to 728 code for a protein of 206 amino acids. Lineage: Eukaryota; Metazoa; Chordata; Actinopteri; Cyprinodontiformes; Fundulidae. Gene Ontology annotation, cellular component: nucleus. The transcript has 7 exons.